AUGGAAGUCCUUGAGUUCCUGUUGUACUGCGAAGGCACUCGCUUCACAGAGAAGAAACACCAGAUCAGUAUGGAAGUGGCAGAGAGUAAAGGCCUGCCCAAGCUCAAAUACCAUCUGCUGCCCAGAACCAAAGGCUUCACCACAACACUGAAAUGCCUCAAGGGCACAGUAUCUGCCGUGUAUGAUGUCACACUGAAUUUCAAGGACCACCAGGUCCCCACUCUGCUGGGCAUAAUCAACGGCAAGAAAUACAUGGCAGAUAUGAAAAUCAGGCGGUUCCCUGUAGAUGAGAUCCCAGAAGAUGAGAAGGAGUGUGCCAACUGGCUUCAUAAGCUUUACCAGGAGAAGGAUGCUCUGCAAGAACACUAUCAUAAAGAGGGCACUUUCCCAGGUCCCACCAUCACCCCUCCUCGCCGGUUGUGGACGCUACUUAACUUCUUGUUCUGGGCGACCCUUCUGCUCUCGCCCCUCAUAAACUUCGCCUGCGGUGUGGUGGUCAGUGGCUCCCCCCUCCUCAUCCUCGGCUUCAGCCUCUUCCUUAUCAUUGCCUCUAUAGCCAUCCGGCGCCUGAUCGGUGUCACCGAGAUAAAGAAGACGGGCUCCAGUUACGGCGACGAGGGGGCUAAGAAACAGAACUAGAACUCUCCCUCCUGACCGCAGUUGGUCGCUCUCGUACGGUCGUCCUGCGGUCCCCCUCCCCUAUUCUGUUGUCCUGAGGUGCGAGUAAGCACUCCGGGGAGGGGGGUCAAACCGAUUUACACCAGAGAUGGAUCUGGACGAUGAGGGAAGGAAGAGAGGGAGGGGUUUGACCAUGGGAGGAGUGUAGAGAGAAAAAGGAGACCAUCUGCAGCCAGCUCUCUAUGGAGUAGGAGAUGGCAGGACUGAGAACGGGAGGUACUGCUGUGAACAUGCUCCUUGCCCCCUUAUCCAACCCCCUCAGACCCCCCGCCACCUCGCACUCUUCGACUCCUUUGACCCUAGGAACCAAGCCUAUCAGCAGCUUUCCUUUCCAUAACUUUCUUUUGAAUUUAGUUUUUGAUUUGAGGUUGAGGUGUUACUUCAGUGUUCACCUUGUAACAUACAGUACAGUAUAUCUCCCCCCUCGUUCUACCGAAAAAGCCCGGCAGAGCUCUACAAUGCGACCAUUUUCCUCGCAUAUGCGCCUAAAUAUGUUGCUGUGCGCCUAGAAAAAAAUGACCCAGAUGAUAAUUGUAGCAAUGAUAUCACUGUACGGCAGCCCCUUAGUGCCAUGGCGAAUACACCGAGCGCAAAUUCAUGACCGUGGUAAUUGCACCAUUACUACAUUGAAAACGGCUUGUUGCCUCCAAAAAAAUGUCAUUGUGCUCUUUCUUUGUGUACUUGUACAUUUUUCAACUUCGGCGCACGUAUGCUCCCUGUACAAAAAGGUCAGUGUAGAACCCUGCCAGGUUUCCUCUGAGCAAAAAAGGUGUUUAUUUUCACUGUGCUUCAUCUCUCUGCUGUGGGAACCAUUUUGUAUUCAUGAGCAAAUAUAAUGGGGUGGUUCUAUGAUUCUACAAGUCUAUGCAUUCUUACCAAGACAGUCAGUAAUAUUCAACAGCAGCCAAACUAGCUAAGGGACUUAUUUUCAACAGCAGAGAUGGAACUUCCAGUGUUUUAAAUCCUGAGUCAGGGUUCUAUGUGUUAAGACUACAGUAAGGGCUCUGUAUUCAUUAACUUCAUGGUAACUAACUACUUACUAACAUUGGCAUGAUAUUCCACUCCACUAUUCCAACGCCCCGGCUUCUGACCGUAAUUAUUUUAUGUAUGUAGGUUUUUACAGCAUUCUCCAUUGCUUGCUCACAAGUAGAUAUCUGCACACAUAUUACCAUGUCAGUUCCUGAGUGAACUAUGAACUUGUUCUCCUGCCAUCUCUGCUCUGGUUUAAACAUGCUAAACCACCCCCAGGGUUAGUGUGACCUCUUUAUAAUAACCUUGAUCACCAAUUAACCCUAACCCCCAGCUACCUUUUUUAUAGCUGAGAUGCAGUACUUACUGAAUGAAUGAGUUGUUCUAAUGAUCGAAGCUGAGAGCUGCUGGUCUCACUGCGAUCCCCUUCUCUCCUUAAACAGUGAUGGGGUUGGUAGUGGCAUUAGUGUAUGGAACACGGAACUUAGUCAUGUCCAAUUGUAACCUCAUUACUGAAAGAACAUUUGAUUCUGCUGUUCAGCUCUAGACUGUAGUAAUGUUUGCCUUAAUUCAAGUUUGCUUAAGCUAGGGUGAUUGUUUGAUUGGUUGCUAGGUUUCCUUCCCACCUCAUUUCUCCCUCUGCUACAGUCUUCUAUUCAGACACACUCCACCAACCCUUCAUCCAUAAUGGUGCACUGUGGGUAGUUGAGUUUUCUCCAGGGUAGUACUGACAUGUUUAUGGGUUUAUUAUGCCCAGGUAUAUGUUGAGGUGUGAGGAUCAGUAGGAUCUUAUUAUCAGUAGCCACCAAUAACAUGAUGUUACUAAAGCUACUUACGGGUCCUGAAUAGUUCUUAUUAUUAAUUGUUUUUUUCUCUUUUUAUUUUGCUGCUAUUCAUUGUAUGGCACAGCGCCACCCAAUGCUCAGGCACUGCAACUGCACUUGCUUUCAAAACAUGUUACAUUGUUUAUCUCUACUCAUUGGACAAUUAUUUACACUCUGAUGGUAGUCUGAAUGGUGACCCGCCCCAUCUGUGGUCUGAGGGGUUGGUGUAUAGGGAGGCUGAGGACUCCUUUAUAACUGGGAUUGACAUGAAAGCAGAACUCAAAGAUGACAGGUGACUGGUAUUUCCCCAGUGCAACAUGCAAACGUGGUAGCAACACGUCAUCACUAGUCUAUAGAACACCAUCCUGUUUCAACGUCACCAUCUUUUCUCCCUAUGUUGAUGUCCUUUGUUAUUCUUUUUAUUUUAGCGUUAAAUGUUUUUUAACCAGGACAGAUUCAUGCAAGCCUUAAGACAGAGUGCAGCUUCAUUGCAUUGUGUGUGUGUGUGAACAUAGACAACACUUCCUCAGUAGUAUUAAGUUUUGAUUGGCAAGUAGUGAGGGACACUGACUCAGUAAGAUUCACAUAAAUCUGCCCUCUGUUAAAAUGAUGAGGAACUCCUGUUUUAUUUCUCACUACAGAAAAAAGUAGUUAGGGUUAGUUAAAGUAUAGCUAUUUGUAAAGCUGAAGAGAUGAGGGUCCCAUGAGAAUCUUCUCCUAGUUACAGUCAUAGUUAAGAGGGCCCCAUUUUAAUAAUACUUACUGUCCCAUGAUGCUUCUGUGUUCGAUACCUCUGUUACAACUCCUGUUACAUCGCUCAACUGUCAACACAACUGUUACAGUAGCUUAGGAGAUAUAUGUUCUAAGUUUUGGGCCAUGAUGUUCUCAUCUCCAGUCUACUUCCCAUAACUCCAAACUACAGUACCACCUCUCCCUCAUGUAUCUAUCAGUCCAGCUCUGUGUAUAAGGUGUAUAUAUUUCCAGUGCAACAGAACAUGCAGAGAAAUUAACCUGUGGGUUUUUACUGGGGGGAAAAA
Salvelinus namaycush (lake trout) is the source of this 3508-nucleotide messenger RNA. RefSeq names its product 1-acyl-sn-glycerol-3-phosphate acyltransferase gamma-like. The record is from RefSeq and is a predicted model, not a curated record. Lineage: Eukaryota; Metazoa; Chordata; Actinopteri; Salmoniformes; Salmonidae. Bases 1 to 639 code for a protein of 212 amino acids. The transcript is spliced from 6 exons. Gene Ontology annotation, molecular function: 1-acylglycerol-3-phosphate O-acyltransferase activity. Gene Ontology annotation, cellular component: endoplasmic reticulum; endomembrane system.